GGCUCAGUGAUCUCCCACAUCUGCUCACCUGUGGAGCAGGACAAGUGCCUUAGAACAAAGAGAGGCAGGGGACGGUAGCUAAGGAUCCAGAAAAAAUUCUGGAGACUUCCACUGACAAAAGUCUCCUCAGGAUUAUCCUGUUGUAGAGCUGAGGAGACUGUCCAGAGAAGAACUGAUCCUAGGAGGCAAUAACAGUUUACUGCCUGCAUGUGAGGCACGCUGUCCUUCUCCAUGAACUUCACUGAGCAGUGUCACUUUCACCGUUCCUGAAAAUAAUGCCAACCGAGUUUUGAUAAGAAACAGGAACUACAUUUGUGGACAGGACCACCAGCUGGGUAUCCAUUAUUCCUGAAAGAGAAAUUUAAAGAAGAGACACAGAAAGAAAUGGCUGAUUCUUCAGUAAACAUGUCCCAGCAUCUGUUGACAUUUCGAGAUGUGGCUGUGGACUUCUCCCAGGAGGAGUGGGAGUGCCUGGACUCUGCUCAGAGGACUCUGUACAUUGAUGUGAUGGUGGAGAAUUACAACAACCUGGUGUCUGUGGAGAAUUAUUCUGCACGUGAUACUGUCCGUCAACGUGUGAAGAGGAAAAAGAAGUCUCGUCAGGGUAAUGAGCUUGGAGAAAUGCUUCACGAACCCUCCAACUGUGCACUUAGGAAUAGAAGGGACAGUACAGAAACCUCUAAUAACAAUAGGUGCUGUAAGGACAAGGGUGCCUCUGCUGACUCAUCGAACCCGGGUACACUUAAAAGCACUGACACUGGAGAAGACCACUGUGCAUCGAAAGACUUUGCGAAAUCUUCCGGUUUGUGUUCCAACAUUGCUCAAGAUCAGAGAACAAACAAUGCAAACAAAGAACAGAGACAAGAAAAAUAUGACCAUUUCAGCUCUACGCACAGUCUCGUGCAGCGAAUAAUCUACAUUAGAGAAAAACGAUACCAGUGUGGGCAAUGCAGGAAAUCCUUCAGUACCUCUGCAAAUCUCACUAUACAUCAGAGAAUUCAUACUGGUGAGAAACCCUAUAAGUGCAACUUCUGUGACAAAUCCUUUGCCCAGUGUACAACUCUUAAAACACACCAACGCCUUCAUACCGGAGAGAGACCUUACAAAUGCAAAGAAUGUGGAAAAUCAUUUCCUCAGUUGUCAGGACUUAAAAGUCAUCAGAAAAUGCAUACUGGAGAAAAGCCUUACAAAUGUAAGGAGUGUGACAAAUAUUUUGCCCACUGUUCCAGUUUUAGGAGACAUGAGAAAACCCAUAGAGCUGAUGAACAUACUGGUUCAGAUUGUGGUAAAGACUCGCAUCAGCUUUUGCACUUUAAAAGCCAUCAGAGUCUCCAAACUGGAGAGAAUUCUUACAAAUGCAGUCAGUGUGAUAGAUCCUUUACGCACUAUGAAUUAUUUAGAAUUCAUCAGAAAACUCAUUCUUCAGAAAUAGAUUAUGAAUGUGAAGAAUGUGGUAAGUCCUUUAUUGAAUUAUCACAGCUUAGAAGGCAUUACAAAAUUCAUCCUGGUGCAAAACCUUAUAAAUGUAAAGAAUGUGGCAAAUCCUUUACCCAGUACUCAAAUCUUCAAAGCCAUCAGACAAUUCAUACUGGAGAGAGACCUUACAAAUGUAAGGAAUGUGAAAAAACCUUUCUUCAUAACUCGCUUCUUAGAAGACAUCAGAGUGUUCAUACUGGAGAGAAACCUUAUAGAUGUAAGGAAUGUGACAAAUCUUUCACUAGAAACUCAAUUCUUAAACAACAUCAGAAAAUUCAUACUAAAGAACAGCCUUACAAAUGUGUAGAGUGUGACAAGUCCUUUACCCAACUCACAUAUCUAAGAACACAUGAGAGAGUUCAUACUGGAGAGAAACCUUACAGUUGUACCAUAUGUGACAAAUCCUUUACUACGGGUACAACUCUUAGAAUACAUCAGAGAGUUCAUACUGGAGAAAGACCAUACAAAUGUACGGAAUGUGACAAAUCUUUUCGUGAAGGCACAACUCUUAGAGCACAUAAGAAAAUUCAUACCGGAGAGAAACCUUACAAUUGUACCAUAUGUAACAAAUCUUUUAUCAGGUACUCACAUCUUCAAAGACAUCAGAGAGUUCAUACGAGAGAGAAACCUUACAGAUGUAAGGAAUGUGACAAAUCUUUUACUGAGUGCUUUCUUCUUAAAAAGCAUCAGAGAAUUCAUACUAGAGAGAAACCUUACAAAUGCAAAGACUGUGACAUAUCCUUUAUGUGUAUUUCAAAUCUUAGAAGACAUCAGAAAACUCAUACUGGAGAAAAACAUGCUGUUGUAAAUAAUGUGGCAUAACAUUUAUUUGGUGUUCCCUGCGUACAAAUCACAAGGGGAUAAGUAGUAGACUCACAAAGAUAACAAGUUUGUGAAAUCCUGAAAUGAAUAUUCAAAUCUUUAAAAAAUAUAACAAAGUUUAUAUUAAAAUAAGAUUCUGUAAAUGUAACUGUGGGGAAAGCUUUUUUUUCCUUUUUCUAUGUGCAUGAAUGCCUGGCCUGCAAGAAUGUCUGUUGCACUACAUGUAUGCCUGGAGCAGGUAGAAGCCAGAAGAGAGAAUCAGAUUCCUUGAAGUUGGCAGUAAAGACAGUGUGUGUAGUUAUUUGCAUGUUGCAAUUGAACACCAGAUCUCAAGAGCAACCAGAACUCUUAAUCACUGAGCCUUCUUUCUCAUGCUGGGGAAAAGCUAUAACAAAAACAUUUAUCUGAUUAACAUCAAGUGUUCAUAAUAAUGGGGCAAAAUGGUGCAUGCCUUUAAUCCCAGUGCUCAGAACCCAGAGACAAGAAGAUUACUCUGAGUUUCAGGCCAUCCUUGUCUACAUAGUGAGUUCCAAGACUGCCAUGGCUACAUAGAUUCUGUCUUAACAACAACAAGAAAAUCAUAAAAAGCACAACAUGUAGCAAUAAAGCAAUAUGGCAUCCAAUUGUGCUGUACCUCACAGAUCUCAUCCCUGUGAGAAACUAUGUGAAGGUAUACAAUGUAUUAUCCUCAUGGUUUAAUGGUCAUUGGACAUUACACAAACACACAUCACAAAUACAUUUAAUUUCAUAAAUCCUUUAAAAAUAGUGCUGAAAUUUCAAAGAUUUCAUUCACCUUCAGAAUCAUCAUAGUAGAGUCUGUCCUAACAAAUACAAAAAAAGGACACAAAGAGUAAAAAUUAGGCUGUGCAUCACAUUAGGCUGGUGUGUUCACAUACAUCUUAGAAAUCCUCAAAGGCAUGCGGAGAAAGAGGAACACUCCUCACUGCUGGUGGGGCUGUAAAAUGGUAUAACCAUUGUGGAAAUCAGUUUGGAGGUUCCUCAGAAAACUGGACAUGACACUUCCAGAGGACCCUGCUAUACCUCUCCUGGGCAUAUACCGAAAGGAUUCCCCGGCAUGCAAUAAAGACAAAUGCUCCAUUAUGUUCAUAGCAGCCUUAUUUACAAUAGCCAGAAGCUGGAAAGAACCCAGAUGCCCCUCAAAGGAGGAAUGGAUUCAGAAAAUGUGGUAUAUUUAAACAAUGGAAUACUACUCAGCAAUUAGAAACAAUGAAUUCACAAAAUUUUUAGGCAAAUGGUUUGAUCUGGAAAAUAUCAUGCUAAGUGAGGUAACCCAAUCACAAAAGAAUACACAUGGAAUGCAAUCUCUGAUAAGUGGAUAUUAAUUAGCCCAGAAGCCCUGAAUACCCAAGGCACAAAUUGCAUAACAAAUGACUCCCAUGAAGAAGUAUGGAGAGGGUCCUGAUCCUGGAAAGGAUUGAUAUAGCAUGGAAAGGGAAUAUAAGGACAGAAAAAGGAGGGAGGUGAUUGGAGAAGGGAUGGAGAGAAGA
Molecule: messenger RNA, 3806 nt
Organism: Apodemus sylvaticus (European woodmouse)
Lineage: Eukaryota; Metazoa; Chordata; Mammalia; Rodentia; Muridae
Product: zinc finger protein 54-like
Exons: 6
Coding region: 385-2298 (637 amino acids)
Biological process (GO): regulation of transcription by RNA polymerase II
Cellular component (GO): nucleus
Molecular function (GO): DNA-binding transcription factor activity, RNA polymerase II-specific; RNA polymerase II transcription regulatory region sequence-specific DNA binding
Source: RefSeq, a predicted model, not a curated record